AUGCCAUCUUAUUUUUUCCACCUCUUCUUUGAUCUUCACAGCCCUACCUCACACAUAGCUCGUUCCUUGCCGGAACUCUCAGAACUCUCAAUAACCCAAUUGUCUUCUCUAACGGCCUGGAUUCCACCCCCAGGGACGGACAUCUUCGCUGCCACGCUCCCACCUCACCCCCCACCCAUCACUUCCGACAAAAAGGAAGUGUCUAAACUGAUCACACCACAGGCGGAAACCAGUCGCAAAAAGGCGAAGGAAACACAAUUAACCGAGAGCCCACCACCUGGUACAUACGAGCAGUUGGAUUGGCGCUUUGGGAAGAUCGCGGUGGAGUCUAUAGAUAUGGGUUCUGAAGAGACCCCGGUUUCAGGAGUCCAGAGCGGACCUGUACAACGGAGGAAAUCUUCUGCAGCUUCUACGCCUCUUGCCAGUGGAACUGCUGCGAAAGCCCACUUCGUUCCCUUGGAGUCUAGAAACACAGAAUUUGGAUAUGGCUUGGUGCAUCUUUACCGCGACGUUCUCGAGACGCCAGGUCUUUAUACUCCAGGUUUAAAGAAGAAAGGAGAGGAAGAUACUGGCGAGCUUAUAGAAGAGGAAGAUGAUGAAUAUGCUCUCACUACCGUUGCCAUCCUUGCGGUUCCAUCGUAUAUGACUCCAUCUGAUUUUAUGGGAUUUGUUGGCGAAGAGACGAGAGAUACCGUGAGCCAUUUCAGAAUGAUAAGGACCGGAAAAGCAAAUCGUUAUAUGGUGCUCAUGAAAUUCAGGCACAAAAAGGACGCAAAAGUAUUUGUUACUGAGUUUAAUGGAAAAGUUUUUAAUAGCAUGGAGCCCGAAAACUGCCAUGUUGUCUUUAUAAAAUCAAUUCAGUUUCAAAAACCCUCUUCAAACAACCAAGCUUCCUCUGUCGCCUUUCCUGAAAUCUCAAACGAUCCAUUUUUCCCUUCACAGGGUCCUAGGCCGGCAAUUCCAGCUGUUGCCGCUUCCUCGUCAGCCACGGUUGCUAGCCAUAUCACUACAAAACCUGCGCCGCCUCCAACACCCUCGCUUUUAGAGCUACCAACAUGUCCGGUCUGCCUAGAACGUAUGGAUGAAACCACAGGUUUAUUAACGAUCCUGUGCCAGCAUGUAUUUCAUUGUGCUUGCUUGAGUAAAUGGAAAGACAGUAGCUGCCCUGUCUGCCGAUAUACACAAGGGCCUGGUAUUCGAGAAAGAAACGAUGAUGAAGACGAAGAUGAAUGCUGUGGCACUUGUGGAGCUUUCAAUAACCUAUGGAUUUGUUUGAUUUGUGGAAAUCUUGGUUGUGGCCGCUAUGAUGAUGCUCACGCCUUUGAACAUUACAAGGAGACAUCCCAUUGCUAUGCUAUGGACAUCGAAACCCAACGUGUAUGGGACUAUGUGGGCGACGGAUAUGUCCACCGUCUCAUACAAAACAAAGCGGAUGGUAAACUAGUCGAGCUUCCUUCAGCACUUUCUAUUUCCCAAAACCCAGACUCCCCAGGUAAUAGGGGCGACUAUGUUCCGAGAGAGAAAUUGGAUAAUAUCGGCAUGGAGUACACAUACCUCCUCACUAGUCAACUCGACAGUCAGCGCCUUUACUUUGAAGAAAAGGUUGCACAGGCGGCCGACAAAGCGUCCGAAGCCGCGCACGCCGCUGAGAAGGCCGUCGCAGAAUCUAGAGAAUUGCUGAAAGAGCUAAAGGAGCUCAAGUUAAAACACAGCGAAGUGACCCAGGAGCUUCUUCCUCUGGCAGAGCGAGGGAAAGAGCGAGCCGAAAGAAAGGCCGAGAAAUUUGGAGAGAUGGCUAGAAGGAUGGAGAAGGAAUGGAAGGAAGAGAAGGGGGUGAAUAGUGGGUUAAUGGAGAGAAUCGAAUACUUGACGAAAGAGAGCGAGGAAAGAAAGAAGGAAAACGAGGAUUUAAAAGAGCAGAUCAGAGACUUGAUGUUUUUCUUGGAGACAAGAGAGAAAAUGGAGAAUCAGGGAGAGGAGAUUGUUGAAGGUACUGUUACCGUUGGUGAUGCACCGCAGCCCCCACGAAAUAAGAAGAAAGGCAGGGGUAAAAGGUAA
This is a messenger RNA of Morchella importuna, 2058 nucleotides long. RefSeq lists its product as uncharacterized. The transcript has 3 exons. Gene Ontology annotation, biological process: Ras protein signal transduction; protein ubiquitination. The record is from RefSeq and is a predicted model, not a curated record. Lineage: Eukaryota; Fungi; Ascomycota; Pezizomycetes; Pezizales; Morchellaceae. Gene Ontology annotation, cellular component: cytoplasm. Gene Ontology annotation, molecular function: ubiquitin protein ligase activity; zinc ion binding. Bases 1 to 2058 code for a protein of 685 amino acids.